Molecule: messenger RNA, 2866 nt
Organism: Electrophorus electricus (electric eel)
Lineage: Eukaryota; Metazoa; Chordata; Actinopteri; Gymnotiformes; Gymnotidae
Gene: phf23b
Product: PHD finger protein 23b
Biological process (GO): positive regulation of protein ubiquitination; negative regulation of autophagosome assembly; negative regulation of autophagosome maturation
Cellular component (GO): nucleus
Source: RefSeq, a predicted model, not a curated record
CCUGCGAUCGGUUGACACCGACGGCUUGAGUGAGGCGCGGUGAAGACGACACGCAGACGUAUUUUAAAGUACUUCGGUCGUUGUUUUCUAUGUUUGAGUUGAAAUGAAAAUCGUCCGAUAAACCGAUCACUUUAGAAACAAUGGAUACUGGGAAGAUUGUUCACAUGUGGUCCCGGGAAUGCGCGUUUACUCGAAUUACCUGGAUUUAGUUUAUCAAACUGUCUUGAUUGUCAGGAUUAUUUAUGCAUCGCCGUGACGAAGAAAUUAUCCGGCUAGCUAACUAGCUACCUAAAUAACUGUCUUACGGACUAAAAAGUUGAAUCCAUAGUUUAGGCACAGCGGGAAUUUGGGAAUUGUGUGAAAAUCUUUGGUAGAUUUGUUUAACGCAAAGAGCGAAGAAAAUCGCCCAGUUUUGUCGUCUGGGGAAGAAGUCUGAUCUUCUGUUAGCUUAAGCGGGCUGGUUAGCUAUUUUAGCUAACUAGUCUGCAAAUCGCCGGCCGGGGUUUGCGCCCAAGCCAGGUGAAAAAAAGACGCUGUCCAUUGGCACCGAAGUUGCGAGGACCUCAAAGCUGAGGUGACAAUGCUUGAAAUAAUGUCUGAGCACCAAGAUUCAUUACUGAAAUGCAAGGCAGAGCCCCUGCCACCAGAGAGACGAAAGAGAACAGUAGAGGACUUCAACAAGUUCUGCAGUUUUGUCUUGGCCUAUGCUGGGUAUAUCCCCUCUCCAAAAGAGGAGAGACCGUGGUCUCCAGCCUCUUCCAGUUCUCCCCAUAGCUCUGGCACCUCAGCUGAAGGUGGCAUGGGUAGUGGAGCCAGCUCAAACAUGGCUGCAAACUGGGGGGGUGGCACCUCAGACCUCCAUACUAUUCACACCUUUGUGCGAAAAGCCCGUGCCAACAAGGGCGUCAAGAGCAUGCGACGCCUACCUUCUGACAGCACUCUGCUUGACAAAAUGAGACUAAAGGACUCCCUUUACGAGGGCCAGGCAGGCAGCAAAGCCGAGCGCAAGAAGGACAAGAAGCUUAAGCGCCUUUCUCUUGGCUCGGGUGCAGGCGAUAGCAGCAGUAGUGGUGGUGAAAAGCGUGCCAGAAUCAAACGCUCUAAAAACCCUAAGCAGCCCAAAGUCCUUAAGAAGUUUAAGAGUUCUGCGCCCAGUGAAACAGACUCUGAGACUGGCCUUGGUCAGGGAGAGGAGCAUUCAGAUCGGGGAGGGGUACCUGUGCAUGGGCUGCAGGCUCAGGGAGCCGGGCUGGUAAAGGCUGAACAAGAGGAGGCAACUAGAGAGGCAGAAAUGAGCUCCAGUGAAGGGGAGACGUGGAUAGCCGAUGAGGAUAUCAUGGUGGAGUCAGGUGACGACUCAUGGGAUUUGAUCACCUGCUACUGUGGAAAGCCCUUUGCUGGAAGACCCAUGAUUGAGUGCAACCAAUGCAGCAUAUGGGUUCAUCUCUCCUGCGCUAAAAUCAAGAAAUCCAAUGUGCCAGACAUCUUCUACUGUCACAAGUGCAGGGAUGCUCGACGGUCGAGCCAUAAAAAAGACAAUUAAAGAAGAUACCCACUUCCUGAAAGCCCCGAAUGAUCCCGUCCUCAACACCAUAACCUCAAAAACACUGUUUUUGAGGGGGAACGUUUUUCUCCAGUCCGUGAUGCUGGUUGGUGUCCCUCCUGCCCAUGUUGCAAAGUUAUUUACAUAUUUGACAAUCAUAAAGAUCACUAAAAUCACGAGGGUAAUUUCUUUAUGUUCACAGGCAAACUUAGAGAGUGGUUACAAAAGUAAGGUCUGACCACCACUUUGGUCUGGUUAUCAGGACUCACUGAUGUUUUAUGGUGAUGCUUUCAGAUUGGAAAGCUUUUUUAAAAAGAGAGAACAGUUUUGUCUGUCCACAUGAUGGAACAACCCAUGUACAGGUUAUUAAUUCCAGUGCUCAUUUUAGACAUCUCAGUUUUUUUGCUUUCAGCAUAAUUUUUAAAUCUAACAUUUUGAUUUGUGUGUUACAAGCUAUUAACAAGUAGGCAUAUUGAAAAUGUCUUUAGGUUGGUUACUAGUGCUUUAUGAUCUCUGUAUGAUUGUCAGCUCCAUGGCAAGCCGGUCAAUACCUAGCACUUACCAAUCAACCCCAGAUCACUCCGUGCUCAAGAGAGGGAACAUUUUCUUGGAUUUGUCCUGUCAGACAAACUUUACAGUAUCAGAUUGCUUUUUUUUGUUGUUGUUGUUUGUUUGGUUUUUUGUUUGUUUGUUUGUUUGUUUUUUUGUGGACUUUAUUGAAGAAACUAACUUUAAUAUUUACGGUGCCCCAUCCCUUUCCCUCUGCAUAGAAUUAGCAGUUUCGCAUUGUGUUAACUCUUUAUUUUUGGUUUACUUUUGAAGGAAAGUUUAAGUUUUGUGAGUUUUGAAUGAAUGGUGUUAAGAUUUGGAACAGCCAUCUGCUUUCUGCUAACACCCCCAGUUGUAAUUACUUUUUGUUCAAUUAUUGUUUAAAAAAACAAGGUAAAAGGGGUUUUAAUCUCUUAUGUGAGAACUGCUUCAGAUCACACCCAGAAUAUUAGACAUUGUGUAACUCUUUCAGGACAUUUGAAAGUAGUUUGGAGUCCAGAUCUCUUGUGUACAGAAAAGAGUUUAUGCUGCAAGAGUUGUGGCAUAUUUUGUUUGUUGAUUUUCUUUGUUUAUUGGUGAGGUGGGGGAGUUUCUUGAAAUCCCCAAAAGGUAGACUUUGACCCCCACCUCUCCUAUUUUUUUACUCUGUAAAUAUUAUAUCCUUUGAACUGUACAUAUAUGAAAGCAAAGAGAAAAGCCAAGCAAAUGUUAUAUUUUUGGCAUCUGAUGUUUCUUUAACUGUAUUGGAAGAAAUAAAGCCUUUUCUUUAUUGGG